Durusdinium trenchii is the source of this 1419-nucleotide messenger RNA. The record is from the annotation of a GenBank genome assembly. Lineage: Eukaryota; Dinophyceae; Suessiales; Symbiodiniaceae.
AUGAUCAACGACAAGCAGGUGGAGUUGAUCCAGAGGAGAAAGGAGGUCUCCCGCCUGAAACAUGAGGCGGAGUCACUGCAGCUCGAGAACGAGAAGCUCGAGGUGCAAUUGUCUCGGUCCUCUCUCCGUGGUGUCACAGCAGCCGACUCGGUCGAGGCGGCAAACCUUGAAAAAGAAGCAGAAGAAUUGAAGACUCAGAAAGAGGCCCCAUUUGGCCAAGCACUGGCGUGCCUUUAUUCGGCCACCUGUGUCUACUUGCAAUGGGCUGAUGCUGCAGAAGGUGAUGUGGCUACGACCAUCAGAGAGCCAUCUUCAGUAGCUUUGGAUGAUCCUUUGCACAGACUUCUGAAGAGGUCCAAACUGGCUGAAUCUCUGGAAGGUUUGAGCUGGGCGCCUGAAGUUUGGGUCGACCUGCUCACAGACUGUGUGGUCAUCUCACUGCUGAUUUGGCUGGUGCGCAUCAAUGACCUGCGAAGCUGGACCCACCUGGCGCUGGUCGCCACGGUCUUGGCGAUGUUGAAGGGCUUGCUGGCGUGGUGCACGGUGCUGCCGGAUGCGACCGGAUGGAUGGGAUGUCAGAGACGCUUAGGGCCUCAUGGCUUGAUGUACUUCCGUGAGCAGAACAGUGGAGCCCUGGGAUCCGUGAAUUCGAUUUUGGACAUCUUUCUCCUCACUGUGCAAAGCCUUUGGUUGCUGGGACGUGCAGCGCCACAGCAAUUGUGUGCUGAUACAGUCUUUUGCUGCUCCACCAGCACAACUGUACUGGUGUGCCUGGGUGCCUAUGAUGCCGUGGCCCAAAGCGUCGCAUCCGAGUUAAGACGCGAACGGCGUGCGGCGAUCCUGGCGCUCACCGGGUUCAUUCUGUGGGCCAUUCUGAUGGCCGACGUAACGUUGGCCGUCGGAAGCAAGCUGCACUACAGCCUUGACGUCUUCAUGGCCAUUCCGCUGACCUUUCUAAUCUAUGGAAAUCCUGCGAUCGCCGUUUGUGCGAGUGACUGGGCGGGGGACGCUGAAAACCAGCGACCAGUCUCCAUGGACGGCUUUCGACUGGAACCUGAUCUGGGCAACAUAUCCAUUGAGCCUUGCUGCCUCCCUUUUGGCGAUUUGGCAGGUCAAUACUUCCUGCAAAGACAGUCAUUGCAGUCCAGGUUCCUCUGGACUGAAGAGCAACAGCGUGCUCUUCGGCGGAAGAGGAUGGAGAUGAGUGGAAAGGUGGAGGCGAACAAGAGGCGAGCGCAGUCCCUGGCCGAGACCACGGCAUCGCUCCGCGCGUCCGAAGAGCGCUGCAAGGCACAGCGUGAGGAGGAGCUUCAACACCGGUUGCAAGAAGAGCAGGAACUGCAGGAGAAGCAGCUAUUUGAGCUGAAGGAAAGACUGGAUGAGACCAAGAAGGCCAUAGCUCUUCUCCAGCCUGAAUGA